UUCAGUGUACUGCAGUAAACAAACGACGACAGUUUUAAGCGCUCAGUUUAUUCGGUUUAUUCCGUUUAUUCCUUUUCGUGCUUCAACUAGAACUUGAUUGUUAAAAUAUUUCGAUUGAAAAUUCAAAUACACUAAACAUUCGAGAUAGUUUUCCUAAUUCUAAGCAAACAUGAGAUGUGUCAUACCUGGAUGUAGAAGCGAUGAAUCGGUUUCGCUGCAUAGAAUCCCCAAUAAAGAAGCCAUGCGGGAACGCUGGUUCAACUCGAUAAAUAAAGCAUUGGGCGGAGGGUUUGCCAAACUCUGCCCAAACUUCGAUAAAGGACGUAUUUGUGCAAAGCAUUUCAAGCCAAGUUGCUUUUCCGCAUUCGGGACUAAAACCAGAUUAUUAAAUACGGCCAUUCCAACGUUGUUCGAAGACGAAGAGGGAAACUUAUUUGAAACUGAGUCAAAUAUUGGUCGAUUGGCUAACAAAAUGUAUCGAAUGCCACUCAAGCAAUCACUUCAUUGUGCCGUACAAGGAUGCGACCACGAUGGAAUUAAUUUCGAUGGCAUAACGUCACACAUGUUUCCGUUGGAUGUGAAGGAAUGCAAGGCCUGGGUACGGUUUGCGAACAAUGCAAACGCGAUCAAUCAAUACAUUGCGUUUGGUCCAGCAGGCGUUCGAAAGUGGCGUAUGUGCUCUCAACAUUUCGAGCUCAGUUGGUUCAAGUUCCCAAAUAAAGGUAGAACCUGCCCCUUAAAACCCGGCGCUAUACCGACAUUAGCCCCGCCACCAAGUGGCGCAACGCCAGCGCAAUUUGUGAGGCCCUCCGGAGCAUUCGGUCGUUUAUCAAACCCCAAGAUCUCUGCUCUAAGCAAGCCACAAGAGAAACAAUUUGUUGCGAAGGAUGGUGAAGUACUCAGAGUAACUUUCAAAUCUCACUCGCAACAAACGGCAGAGAAUGAUUUCAUGCCACCUUCUGUACCGGUACCAAUGAAGUACCGUGAUGCUUGCAGGUUAUGUUUCUCCACCGUCGAUUUGGAACCGCUUUAUUCUGGACUCAUUGUGGUACGUGAAGAGCUGCUAGACCGGAUCUACCUCAGCACAGGCGUUCUAAUCAUACCGAGGCCCAAGGAGUCGGCACACAUUUGCACUCGUUGUGCAGAAACGAUCAACACAUUUUUUACCUUUCGUCAGCAAGUGAACAGCAACAAUGUAUCGUUUCUCCAGAGAAAAACGACAGACGAUGCAAUCGCAAGACACAAGAUCAUGAAACAAGUACGGAAACGUCGGAUAAAUAUUCCUCCAACAGCAGUGCAACCUAAAUUGGAACGUAAAGCUCCUGAACCUUUACGGGUAGAAUUUGUAGCGAAGAAUACAGUGCCGAGACCACAACCAGAACCGAUACCGAACCCACUCGACUGUGAAGUGGAAAUCAAGCAGGAGCCAGAGGAAUGUCUUAUUGAAGCAGAUCCGGUGCAACUGAAUAUGACGGUUGAAGGAGAAACGCCCAGUGGAAAUUCAUCGAUAAUCACAGUGGAUCUCUCAGAAGAUCUGCCGGAACAAGUGAGCUGGACUUGUCAACACUGUAAUAAAAUAUUUCUUUUCAAGUUUGAAUGUGCUAAACAUCUAUUACAAGAGCAUCACGAGAAGGUUAGUGUUAUCAAAGCUCUGCUGAAUCUGGAUGAGUUAAAUACAAAUAUACUGGAAGUGAUGAGUGGUCAACUAUGAAGACAAUUGACACUUUACUAACUUAAAAACGAUUGAUUGUGUAAUCAAAAGUUGUAGAUUAAAAUCAAA
Wyeomyia smithii (pitcher-plant mosquito) is the source of this 1780-nucleotide messenger RNA. RefSeq lists its product as uncharacterized. Lineage: Eukaryota; Metazoa; Arthropoda; Insecta; Diptera; Culicidae. Gene Ontology annotation, cellular component: nucleus. Gene Ontology annotation, molecular function: sequence-specific DNA binding; zinc ion binding. The record is from RefSeq and is a predicted model, not a curated record. The coding region runs from base 170 to 1711 and encodes 513 amino acids. The transcript has 4 exons.